Messenger RNA from Rhagoletis zephyria (snowberry fruit fly), 2405 nucleotides. RefSeq lists its product as uncharacterized. Lineage: Eukaryota; Metazoa; Arthropoda; Insecta; Diptera; Tephritidae. The record is from RefSeq and is a predicted model, not a curated record.
CACCAUGUGCCGCUCAUUAUGUGAAGACGAUGAACGCCUUGCAACAUCGUAAAGCAGAUAAUUUGCGAGCCGUGAAGGCCAUACUGGAAUAUCAUUACGUGGAUGAUUUUGUCGACAGUUUUGAGUCCGUAGCUGAAGCCAUUAAAGUCACUAAGCAGGUGAGCGACAUACAUAAACAUGCUGGGUUUACCCUACGUCACUUCGCCUCGAAUUCGCCUGAUGUCUCAAAGUCACUGGGAUGCGAUGAAGAUUCCUUUACUUCUAAUUGUCAUUUAAAUUUGCGCUUGUUCAUUCCAUAUUUGUCAUUUGCUGAAGUAAGAGGCCGAAAAAACUGCGAAACGCGAGCAGUGUUACUGUUGGUGGAUAUGUGGACGGACGUGAGCGAGCACUAAAUGUGUGAAUACCUGGAGAAGGUUGAGGACACCCUAGUUGUAGGAGCGGUAACAUGCAAAGUCGCAAUAGGGAAUGUGACGGUGUUUCACAAGUUCAUAGUCGCGGAUAUUGUGGAUGAAGUAAUCAUUGGGGUAGACUUCUUAUUUGAUCAAGGUAUGCAGAUCGAUAUGACGAACAGGAUCAUGACGUAUAACAACAUGGAAGUGCCCCUUAGCUUUGGAUAUGAUGGCCCGUACAUCAGCAAGCGAGUGAUCCUAGGGGAAAGCAAACAGAUUCCACCGAAGUCAGAAACAGUUGUUUGGGUGAAGAUUGAUGGAGAUUGUGUAACAAACAAGUUGUGGGUUGUUGAAGCAACACAGAAUUCCACGCCGGACGUACUUAUUGGUAAAACCUUGGGUAAGUCGCAAAAAGAUGCACGCUUCCCAGUUCGAGUACUUAAUGAGUUCAAAUCACCAAUCAAACUCCGAAGAGGAACUGUACUGGGUCAAUGUCGAGAGGUAGAGGCCAUCGUCCACUGCGAAAAGUUACCUGAAAGCGAUUCCAUUGGCGAGAAUGACAUUGCGGAAGACAAAAUCAUGGACGGCAGCACAAGGCUAAGGAACUUCUCCUCAGAUACUCCAACAUAUUCGACAAUCGCAUUGAUACUGGCGAUGCAAGGCCAAUCCAUUAAGCUCCUCGGAGUGUUCCACUUGCCAAACGUGCAGCUGUAUGCCAAAUAAUAACAGAAAUGAGCGAGAGUGGUGUAGUACUUGUGAAGAAGAAGGAUGCUCCAAUGCGGUUCUGUGUGGACUACCGAAAACUAAAUGAUGUGACGAAAAAGGACAGCUAUCCACUUCCCAGGAUCGAUGAUAAUCUAGACUCGUUGACUGGAACGAAAUGGUUCUCAACACUCGACCUCAAGAGCGAGUGGCAAGUGUAGGUUAGCGACGAGGACAAGGAGAAGACAGCUGUCAGCGUUGGAGAUGGUAUGUGGCAAUUUGCGGUGAUGCCCUCCUGCCACUUUUGAAAGACUUAUGGACCAUGUGCUUAAGGGACUGCAUUGGAAAACACGCUUGGUGCAUCUAGACGACAUUAUUGUGUUGGGUAAAAGCCUUGAGGAGCAACUUAACAGUUUGGAAGAAGUUUCUAGAGAAUAGCUGGUCUGUAGCUAAGUCCUAAAAAGUGCUCAUUGUUAAAGAAGGAGGGGAACUACUUAGGACACAAGGAGACAACGGAGGGCGUCAGCACUGAGAAGAAAAAGAAAGAAGCAGUGGAGGAUUGGCCAAGACCUAGAACUACGGAGCUUUCUUGGGCUAUGCACCUACUAUCGCGGAUUUGUUCCGAAUUUCGAAUUAUUACCUAUAGAGCUCCACUCUGACCAGGGAAAAAAUUUAGAAUCGGCGGUGUUCCCAGAGAUGUGCCAGAUACUGGGUACCCGGAAAACUCGAACAACGGCACUUCAUCCCCAAUCAGAUGACAUGGUGGAACGGUUAAAGCGAACCCUGGAAGAGGAUUUGCGGAAGGUCGUGAACAAGAAUCAGAAAGAUCGGGAUAUUCUUGAACUCCUUCCAAGGUAAUCUUCGGCACUGAACUUCGUUUGCCUAGUGACCUGAAUUUUGGAGUAAGCGGUGAUACAAGAAGAUUUGGAAAAGAGACGUCCAACAUCCUAGAGGAAGAGCUGAGAGAGAUACAUGCUGUAGUGAGACAACGAACGCAAAUUGUGAGUGACAAGAUGAAAGCCAGGUACGAUAAGGCGAUGAAUUCCGAGGGUUUCCAAGAAGGAGGUUUGGUGUUGCUGUACAAUCCACAACGGAAGAAAGAUUUGUCCCGAAAACUACAAUGCAACUGGGAAGGUCCGUAUAAGAUCGUCAAAUGGCUGAAUGAUGUGGUAUCGAAUCCAGACCAUUGGGAUACCAAGGAACAAGAUGAAGUGGGUCCACUUGGAAAGGCUUGCCGUGUUUGGAACAGCAAGUAUGUGAUAGACUUAGGUGGAGGGCAGUGUGGCGCAUACUGCGGCAACGCGAAGCGAACAA